Molecule: messenger RNA, 667 nt
Organism: Ornithorhynchus anatinus (platypus)
Lineage: Eukaryota; Metazoa; Chordata; Mammalia; Monotremata; Ornithorhynchidae
Gene: GNG10
Product: G protein subunit gamma 10
Biological process (GO): G protein-coupled receptor signaling pathway
Cellular component (GO): heterotrimeric G-protein complex
Molecular function (GO): G-protein beta-subunit binding
Source: RefSeq, marked validated
GGUCGGUCGGUCCCCAGUCCCUGGGUCAGCAGCAGCGAGCGGCAUGUCUUCCAACUCCAACCUGAGCAGCAUGCAACGUUUAGUGGAGCAGCUGAAGCUGGAGGCAGGGGUGGAGAGGAUCAAGGUCUCUCAAGCGGCAGCAGAACUCCAGCAGUAUUGCAUGCAGAACGCCUGCAAAGACGCUCUACUCGUGGGAGUCCCAGCAGGGAGCAACCCUUUCCGGGAACCAAGGUCCUGUGCUUUACUCUGAAGUCAGGGGAGAAGUUGCUGGGAGAGGUCUCUUCAAGCCUGCGAUGCUCGACGACUGCCUCCUUGUCUCAAGAAAAUCCUUUCUCUAUGCCCUUACUUUUGCGUGGCCCGAACAGUGUUUUAAGUGCUUACGAGUCUUUUUCCAAUGCCUCACUGCAGGAUAUGCACAGGCCGAACCCUAACUCAGAUAAACGAGGUUUCUGUUUGCCCGAGGGAUAAACCGUAAAGGAUUUACUGGGGUUUUUCAAACUAUUGGUAAUAUCGGGAAAUAAUGGUUCUAUAUUUUUAAAUAUCCCCCAGAGAUCCUCUUUUCAUAAUUGAGUUUCUAAUAGAAUACCAAAUUUGACUUGCUUACUUGGAUGUUUACAUUUUGGGAAAAAAAACAGAUCUUUUAGCAAAUCGCUUUGCCUUCUUGUCA